AUGGCAGCGAAACAGAAAUUUUUUGAACCCAAAAUCCCAGAAAUAUUGUUGAAUUCAGGGCACAAAAUGCCAAUGAUAGGGUUUGGAUGUGCAGCCAGCAAUAUGCCUCCGUUAGAGGAAUUGAUAUCGAUUUUGCUUAAGGCCAUGGAGAUUGGUUACAGGCACUUUGACACAGCAUCAGCCUAUGGAUCAGAAGAGGCCCUGGGAAAAGCCGUGGCAAAAGCAUUGGAAAUGGGGUUGAUAAAGAAUAGAGAUGAAUUGUUCAUCACUUCUAAACUUUGGAUUACACAAAAUCAUCCUGAUCUCGUUCUUCCAGCUCUCAAGCAAACUCUCGAGACAAUGGGACUAGAAUAUUUGGACCUUUACCUUAUUCACUCGCCAGUGAGGAUUAAGGAAGGGGUUGAUCCUUUCAAACUUGGAGAAGGUGAUGUUCUGCCCUUCGACAUGAUUGGUACGUGGAAAGUCAUGGAAGAUUGCUUCAAAUUGGGUUUGACAAAAUCUAUUGGUGUGAGCAACUUUUCUUCUGGAAAAAUCUCAAAACUUCUGGAUAGCUCAACCAUCCCACCCGCGGUCAAUCAGGUGGAAAUGAAUGUGAAUUGGCAGCUGCGAAACUUCGGAAACAAGACCAUUGCUCAGCAUAGAGGACCAGUUGGUAGAGGAGAUCUUUUCAUUGUGAAAAAUGGGCCAAUUAAAUCGGUUGAAGAGUUUUGGGAUGGAGACAUGUGA
Messenger RNA from Oldenlandia corymbosa var. corymbosa, 726 nucleotides. NCBI's taxonomy places the organism in Eukaryota, Viridiplantae, Streptophyta, Magnoliopsida, Gentianales, Rubiaceae. The record is from the annotation of a GenBank genome assembly.